AAACUUAGGGAGGAUGUCGAGCGAUAUGUCGAAAGAGAAAUCGAGUUUGAUUAGAUAUGUUAUACUCAUCAUCUCAAUGCUUUUGAGUACGUCUAUCCAAAGCAAUCAGCAAGCCCUCAGCUUUACGGUAAUUUGCAUGCAAGAUGUGGUGGAUUCUCAGGCAACAAAUGAGACAGCAAAACACCACUGGCUGAAUGAUCCAGCUAAGAAAAAUGCCCUUUUCUCUAUCGUAGCUGUUGGACAAUUAAUUGGAAUUUUCCCUAUUGUUCCAGCUAUGCAGCGAAUUGGGCUGAGGUACAUCUUCACCUUUUAUGGUCUGGUGACAGCAUGCGCCACACUUUUUCUUCCUCUGGCGGUGGACCUUGGCCAUAUCUAUGUUGCCAUUGCUAGAAUGUUGCAGGGUUUUUCGGUAGCGAUAGCCUUUGUAACCGUUGGAGCUAUUACAUCACAAUGGUCAGUACAUCGAGAGUCAGGAAGCUACAUAGCAAUGCUAUCGGCCGCCGCUCAGCUUUCUUCAACCAUAACCAUGCCCCUCGCUAGCGCAUUCUGCGAAUCGUCAUUUGGGUGGAGGUACCUGUACUAUACCUUUGGAGUUUCCGGUGUGCUACUGUCUUUAUUGUUUUUCGUAUUCUACAAGGAUAAUCCAAGAAAACAUCGGCUGGUCAGCUCUAGGGAACUCUCAGCAAUUACAUUAGGCAAAGAAGAACAUAUUAGGAAAGAAACUGUGCCAUACAAGGAAAUCUUGAAAGACCGUUGUAUACAAGCAAUAUUCCUGACCACGUUCAGCGGCAAUACAGCUUUCUUCAUUUUUCUACAAUUUGGUCCGACUUAUAUGAACAUGGCACUCGGGUUUGAUGUUUCUGAGACUGGCUUUGUUACGGCUCUACCCUAUGCAUUGAGCUUGGUACUGAAAUUUGUUGCUGGACCGCUUUUUGACUUAGCCACAUUCAUUCCCGAAAAACACCGGAUGAUUAUGUUCGCAUCGAUCUCUCAAGGCUUCAUGUCACUAUGCUUCUGCGUGUUGGCGCAGACACGAAAUCGACUGAUAGCUCAAAUUGCAUACAGCGGAGCAAUAGCAUGCAAUGGUUUAAACAUUGUUGGUUCCAUCAAAUGCGCUCAAGUGGUCGCUAGGCAGCACGUUCAUUUUGUUAUCGUUUGCAUAACACUUUUUGGAUGCAUUAUUAGCUUUAUAUUGCCUGUACUCGUCACAAUCGUCUGCCCCGACAAUACUGUUGAUGAGUGGUCGCACCUCUUCCUCGGUGUAAGCGUAUUCGUCAUCAUCACCAACAUUCCAUUUCUUUUCCUUGCUAGAGCUCUGAUGGGGAGAGAAAAGAGCAGUGUGAUAAGAUAUAUCGUACUCAUUAUUUCACUUCUCCUAAACACUUCUAUUCUAAGCAAUCAGCAAGCUUUGAACUUCACAUUGAUUUGCAUGCAGGAUGUAGUAGAUCUUCAGACAACAAAUGAAACAGCACAUCAACACUGGUUAAUUGAUCCAGCUAAGAAAAAUGCGCUCUUCUCUUUUGUUGCUGUUGGACAAUUGGUCGGCACACUUCUUGUUGUUCCCGCUAUGCAGCAAAUUGGACUCAGGAAACUUUUCACUAUCAAUGGUCUCGUAACGGCAUUUGCUACCCUCUUCCUUCCUUUAGCAGUAGAUUUCGGACACGAAUAUGUUGUCAUUGCUAGAAUACUUCAGGGUUUUUCUUUAUCAAUAGUGUUCGUGGCAGUUGGAGCCAUUACCUCGCAGUGGUCGGUUCAUCGAGAAUCAGGAACUUACAUAGCAGUGCUAUCUUCUGCAUUUCAACUAUCGUCUGCCAUAACCAUGCCUAUUGCCAGCGCAUUUUGUGAAUCCUCACUCGGUUGGAGGUAUCUAUACUACACUUUUGGAGCAUUCGGGUUAUUUCUGUCCUUGUUAUACUUCAUCUUUUACAAAGACGACCCAAGAAAACACCGACUAAUUAGUCCCAAGGAGCUCUCUGCAAUAACUCUCGGUAAGGAGGAGCAUAUCAGGAAGGAAGCUGUGCCAUACAAAAAAAUACUGAGUGACCGUUGCAUACAAGCUGUUCUUCUAUCAACGCUCAGUGGAAAUGCAGCUUUUUUCACGUUUUUACAAUUCGGUCCGAUUUACAUGAAUAUGGCUCUUGACUUCGAUGUUGCGGAAACGGGAUAUUCCAUCGGUUUAGCUUAUACACUGAGUUUAGUGGUGAAAUAUGUGGCUGGACCACUUUUCGAUAUAGCGACGUUUAUGUCCGAAAAACACCGUAUGAUCAUGUUUGCGUCGCUCUCCCAGGUAUUCGUGUCGCUGUCUUUUUGGAUUCUAUCACAGAAAGUAAGCAAAUUUCUUGCUCAAAUAGCCUGUACUGGAGUGAUAGCUUCCAAUGGCUUGAACAUCGUAGGAACUAUCAAAUGCGCUCAAGUGGUGGCUAGGCAGCACGUUCACUUUGUCAUAGUAUGCAUAACUCUCAUCGGAUGUGUCAUCAGUUUUUUCCUACCUGUACUCGUCACUGUCAUCUGCCCCAAUAGCACUGCCGAAGAAUGGUCGCUGCUCUUCAUUGGCCUGGGCAUUUUCGUCAUCCUCACUAAUGUUCCUUUUCUUUUUCUCGCAGAAAGUGAGCCUGCAUCGUGGACAAAGAGAACUCCUAAGUGCUCUAGCAUCGAACAAGGCACAAGGACAAUCGAGGAUGGCGGGGCAAUUUCACAUGAACAACCUAAAAAUUGAUCUAUUUUGCAAAAAUGCUUUACUAAAAGUCUCAGAAUUCUGAGACUAUAACUGGGAUAACUGAUCCCUGAACACAUUGGGGAAUAAGUCAAAGCGUUGAGCGUUUUAUUAAUUACGUUAUGCAAUGCGUUAGAGCAAACUGGGCAAUCCUUUACCGGCUGUCAUGUCACAAAAAACCUUGGAC
Cylicocyclus nassatus is the source of this 2900-nucleotide messenger RNA. NCBI's taxonomy places the organism in Eukaryota, Metazoa, Nematoda, Chromadorea, Rhabditida, Strongylidae. The record is from the annotation of a GenBank genome assembly.